Molecule: messenger RNA, 1040 nt
Organism: Owenia fusiformis
Lineage: Eukaryota; Metazoa; Annelida; Polychaeta; Sabellida; Oweniidae
Source: the annotation of a GenBank genome assembly
UAGACUUGCGUCAAACCCCUGGAAUAUCUACUUGUCUCACAAGGGGUUGUAGCUAGACUAAACUACGAAAUAAGGCACAUCGACUUUUGAAACAGAAUUAUUGCUACCGGAGGCUAGUACACCUUUUAAAAAAAAACAAGCGUUAGUAAGAGGUAAGAGUCUAGCAGCACCCAGUUGAGGAAAAUGCGUGUAGGAAAGAAUGGGAGCAAUGCGUUUUUUGCUGCGACUAUCAUAGUAAUUUUGAUAGGGGUGAGAUUCUGGAUAAACAUAAAUGAUGGAGGCUUAAAAAGUCAACAUGGAGAUGAGAUACAGAAAAUUACGAACGAACAUGCAAUUGAGAUCCAAAAGAUAACAAACCACCAUACAGAGGAGAUCCAGAAGAUGAAGAAGAUGUUAGAAAAAAUUGUUGAUGAAAAAAAUAUUGAUGAGCCAAAGAACAAGAGUUUAGCAAUAUACCAUAAAGAGAAGCACGAACUUCAUUUGGAAAAUCCUGGUACAAAGGUCAAUACAAGAAUAGCAUUUCCAGGAAUAUAUAGUAUUGAUUGCAUAGAUGUGAAUGAGUUUGAUUUAUUUCUCAAACCACCUUUUCCAGUUUGUUUGCAUCCCGUUGAAGAUGACAAGUUUAUAUCAGGUUCCAUCAAGAAUCGUGUCUAUCACGAGAUACAAUCGGUAACAAAUGUUCUUCGAUUUCUUAAAGACAAUCCAAAGUGGAACUUUAUUGAUAUUGGGUGUAACAUCGGUGCCUUUUCUAUACCUGUUUUGAAAAUGGGUCGUAAGGUUGUUGCCGUCGAGGCUUUGCAGAAGAACAUAAUGGUUUUCAAAAAGAGUAUACAACUAGGCAACUGGCAUGAUAACGUUACACUAAUUCAUAAUGCCGUAUAUGACAAACGAACGACUGUUACAUUCAAGUUUAAAAAGGAGAAUAUAGCAGGAACACAUAUUGUGGAGAACGCUACUGCUAAAAACAGAGUGACUGAUGAACUCGUUGAAUCAAUAAUUAUUGACGACCUUUUACAUUAUGUUAACUUCAAAGAUGCGGU